Pestalotiopsis fici W106-1 is the source of this 1392-nucleotide messenger RNA. RefSeq lists its product as uncharacterized. The transcript has a single exon. Bases 1 to 1392 code for a protein of 463 amino acids. The record is from RefSeq and is a predicted model, not a curated record. NCBI's taxonomy places the organism in Eukaryota, Fungi, Ascomycota, Sordariomycetes, Amphisphaeriales, Sporocadaceae.
AUGAUGGAAGCACUCCCCGAUGAGCUAUUGCUGCAAAUCUGCGGGCAUUUGAGCCUGCCGCACAAUUUCACGGGUUUCGUUGGUGCUGGCAGCUUCAGGGACGAGACCGCAGCCCUCUCCCGGCUCUGCCGAUUAUCGAAGCGCCUACAGCCUUUUGCGCAGCGUGCUUUGUAUCAUUACAUACCAGAACUAUCAGACGACAUUCGCUAUCGCCUAUUGCGCACGCUCGUGGAAUGUCCUCACCUCGCCAGCUUGGUGCGGGGCAUGUAUUUGGGCUACGGCAGCAUUACAGGUCCCCAACUGGUUUCCCUCUUCGAGACCGCCCGGCCCAGGCUCAACGUUCCCGAGAGUCUGGAGCAAAAGAUCCUCGCAGGCGUCGAGCACAGAGCGGAAGGCUUUGACCAUGCAUUUAUUCUACUGCUACUGCCCAAUCUUGAGCAGUUAGAGAUUGAGUGUUUCUAUGAAACGGACUUUGAAAUGUGUGACUUUGUCGUGGAGACGCGCGCGGGUGCAGACGGGGGGCCUCCAGCCGCCCUGGCCCGUCUGCGCGAACUAUGGCUGCGGCAUAAUGACACGGAGGGCACUACGAGACUAAAGCCCCGCGGUCUUCUCACACUGCCCACGUUGCGCACCCUGCGGGGCUGGUCCGUCGAAUGGUCAAUGGAAACGCAACAAGAUCAGGCAGAAGGGUCCCCGGAAAGGCUUGAUGGGCACUCGAGCGUGGAGCAUAUCGACUUUGCUUGGUCUCUCUGCAAUGGCAACAGCCUUUCCAGCAUGAUGUCGCGGUAUCCAGGACUAAAGAUGCUUAGUAUCGAAUGGGGUUCGGCCACGGUUGGAUGUGAUGAUGACCUCGACUUUACCGCCAUCGGUGAUGCGCUCAGGAAAUAUGGCAGCAGCACGCUGGAAGGAAUCAAGUUCGACUGUCGUGAAGCCUUCAUGUACGAGGAGGGAGAAAGCACCGGGAGGAUAGGAUCGCUCCGCGAGUUGUCCAAGCUGAAGACCCUUACUUUGCCGCAUGACAUUCUUGUUGGAGAAGACGAUGAGAGCGACGAGGAUAGUGACGAUGAAGCCUCGAAUGGCUCAGGGCUUCUUCAGCUCGAUGAGGUCUUACCGACUAGUCUGGAAAAACUUCAUCUACUCAGCUGUGAGGGCGAUGAAGGGCAACUCGACGAUCAAAUCCAUAAGAUGAUCGCUGGCAAGAAGAUGAGCAAUCUUCAAAAGGUCAUCAUGGCACGCCGAAGGACCUCGUUUCGUCACAACGUCUCCGAGUUUGGUUGGGUCUCCUAUCAGGCAUGGGGGAAAGUGAUCUUGUGCACAAGAGCAGAAUACCGGCCAAUGUCGAAAAAAGUGGAGGAAUGGUCCCUGAAGCACGGCAUGCAAGUACAGAUAUAG